Molecule: messenger RNA, 1630 nt
Organism: Anguilla anguilla (European eel)
Lineage: Eukaryota; Metazoa; Chordata; Actinopteri; Anguilliformes; Anguillidae
Gene: ech1
Product: enoyl CoA hydratase 1, peroxisomal
Exons: 10
Coding region: 175-1122 (315 amino acids)
Cellular component (GO): mitochondrion
Molecular function (GO): delta(3,5)-delta(2,4)-dienoyl-CoA isomerase activity
Source: RefSeq, a predicted model, not a curated record
UGUUAGACUGUUGAAUUAAACCCUUUAUGGUGUGUAAUAUCACUUGUUACGUAUUGUAACGCGAACAGUACAACGAUUGUAGUUCAGUGCAGUGUUUAUUUUGGCCACUUCGUUGUAAACGCCGAAAGAGAUUUGCGGUUACGUGGUAGACACUCCCUACCCGUAGAAUAGUCAAUGAUGUUCAGAGCAAUGGCAGCAGCUGUUAUCGGUUCUGCUUUCAGAAAAAGCAGGGGAUUGUGGUUGCCCGGUCUCAGUGCGGUGAGAGCGAUGUCCGCACAGGCAGGCCCCACGCCUCCUUUCUCCGCUCUGUCAGUGAGCCACCCGGCUACUGCGGUCACCCACGUGGAGCUUUACCGUCCAGAGAAGCGUAAUGCCAUGAACCAAGCCUUCUGGAGUGAGAUGGUGGACUGCUUCUCCCAGAUUGCCCUGGAUUCAGAGUGUCGGGUAGUUAUAGUUUCAGGAGCUGGCAAGAUCUUCACUUCAGGGAUUGACCUGAUGGACAUGGCGGAAAAUAUGCUGCAGCCGGAGGGGGAUGACGUGGCGAGGAUGUCCUGGAACAUGCGCCGUCUUGUCGCCAAGUUCCAGGAAACCUUUUCAAUCAUCGAGAAGUGUCCAAAGCCUGUGGUGGUAGCAGUGCAUGGAGCAUGCGUGGGAGGAGGAGUGGACCUGAUCACAGCCUGUGACAUACGGCUCUGCACGCAGGAUGCCUGGUUCCAGGUGAAGGAAGUUGACAUUGGCCUAGCAGCAGAUGUUGGGACUCUACAGCGGCUUCCCAAAGUUAUUGGGAGCCGCAGUCUGGUGAAUGAACUGGCUCUCACAGCCAGGAAGCUGUACUCGGAUGAAGCCAAGAGCUGUGGACUGGUCAGUCGGGUGUUUCCAGACAAGGAGAGCAUGAUGGCGGGAGCCCUGGAGCUGGCUGCAGAGAUAGCGGCUCGCAGCCCCGUCGCCGUGCAGGGGACCAAGAUCAACCUGGUCUACUCCAGAGACCACAGCGUGUCUGAGAGCCUGGACUACAUGGCCACCUGGAACAUGAGCAUGCUGCAGACGCAGGACUUGGUGAAAUCCGCCCAAGCCGCCAUGGAGAAGAAGAGCCCAAAAGAAGUGCUUUUCUCCAAACUCUGAGAGGCCCUGGGGAGGGGGAGGGAACCAGGCGGUGGUGGCGGAGGGAGAGGAAUGGAGAGGGCACAUGAUCGAGAAAGCGAGGGACAUUUAGCAUCUGAUUAAGCAUUCAUUGGAUGCUUUUUAUGUAGAUAGAUUGUGUGCGUGUGUGCGCGUGUGCGUGUGCAUGUGCGCGUGUGCGUGUGUGCGUGCAUCUCCUCUCCCACCUUGAAUCUAAGCAGCCAUUGCGCCUGCAGUUUACAGCCUGUGACCCCGAGGUGAGGGAAACUCACAUGACACUGUGACAGAAGAACUGAAACCAGUGGGGUCAGUUCUGUAGGCUAGACUUGGAGAAGGCAGAUGGAAUGUAUUCUGGGGUUCAUGGUGACAGUACCUAUCAGUGGUGUAUCACGUCAUACAAUGCCCACAUAUACUGCUGCUCAAUCUCCUUGACUUGGCAAUCUUGGCUAAUUGUUCUUGUAUUUAUAUAUGCAAAAAUACACAAUAUAAAUAAAGGAUCUGGUGUCAUGUU